Lottia gigantea (owl limpet) is the source of this 1878-nucleotide messenger RNA. RefSeq lists its product as hypothetical. The transcript has a single exon. Bases 407 to 1771 code for a protein of 454 amino acids. The record is from RefSeq and is a predicted model, not a curated record. NCBI's taxonomy places the organism in Eukaryota, Metazoa, Mollusca, Gastropoda, Lottiidae.
AAUUUUAAACUUAAUUCUAUUUUUACAAAAAAAAAUUGAUAAGACUACAUUUUACUUCUGAAGAAAAUGGUCUACUUGAACAUUUUUGCCCCCACCGUUAAGCACAAGUCUCUGGCUAAAUGGUUAUUCCUUUGAUAAACUUUAAUUUGAAAUUUGACGAAAUUUAACACCGUUUUUAUCAAAGUUUCAAUUUAGAUUACAAAUUAUACAAGUAUAUCAAUUCAUUUUUGUCGGGCUGUUAUCAGAUCUUAUUGGUUCCAAUUUCAUACCAGUUAACUUACACGAACUAUCUGGGUAUUCCGUUUACAAAGGCAGAAUAUACACAUUUCAUACGUGGAACCGGUUGAGACUAUUGAAAAAUCAAGCGGAGCAACUGGAAUUUUGGAGAAUUCGUCUUGACCUGAAAAUGGUUACUCUCAAUAUGCGAAUUUCUGGAUAUAUCAGUUUGUGGAUUUUGCUGCUUAAAGGAAGUUUUUCCCUCGAGCUCGACGAGGAAUUAAAGACUUUACGAUAUAAUUAUUCGAUGCCUUUAUUUGAGAGAAUUCGGAGCAAAGUCUCAAACACGAGAAUGAAGUUAACAAUGUUCCAGAAAGAACCCACAGACCAGUUCUGUCCGUGUACCUAUCACAACGAUUCCAGUGUCAUUCAAGAUUUAGUGUCAUUUGGGAGCCAUGUAACUCAGUGUUCUAAGGAAAUGCAGGGAAUAGCUUCAAAAAUGUCAACCGAGCAAGGAGGAAGUGAAACAGUGCACACAGUUAAGCAGCAGAUCAAGUACCUGAAGAGACGGAUCGCCUUGAUAAAGCAUUUUAUGGAAAGGGAAGCUCGGCGGAUUCAGAUGUCUCUAGACAGAAUUGCCAAAUCAGAGAAGAACCCGAUCCUUCAUCUCGUCUCACAUCUUAAUCUUCAGAAUGAUAUUCAAUCCAACGACCCUCGUGGACCCAGAAAUAAAAUAUACAGUUAUUUAGUUCAACAAAAUCGACAAAGAAAGCCAUUACUUGCACAACAGAUUUCCCAAGUGGACGUUUGUAGUAGCUUCCAAAAGAAAUUCUGUACAGUACGAGAUCUGAUUGUUAUUGAUGAGGAAUCCUAUUUGGCCAGGAUCAAAAGAACUAAAUUUCUGGUAUACUAUCAUAUAAACGGAACAAUGUUGGGAAAAUUCCAGACUCCUUCUUCGAUUCAGGGAUUGGCUCGAUUGAGUCGAGGUAAAGAUGUGAUUAUAGGGAGUCCAAGGAGACAAAAGAUAUUUGUGCUGCGUCUAGUUCCACAAAUCAGUUUACUGCGUGAGAUUAAUAUUGGCGGGAAGUGUCCGUAUGGGUUGACAGAGGUCGAAGAUAAGAUAGCUAUUGCCUGUGCGGAGAGUAUCCGCUUCUACGACAAAUCUUGGUAUUUACUUAAUGAAUUUCCAAUCACCAAUCUAACAUAUAAUGGAAAAGGAUUUUCGUGGCUGACCUUUAACCCCGUUUCACGUCUGCUUCUCUUCACCAACUCCGAAACUCGGCGGUAUAUCGGUAUAAAUCUGGAUGGGAAGGUCGUUUUCCAGAAAGAAUCGUCAUGGUUUCCACUUUCCUCCCCUACCAGUGUUGUCGUGAAUGCCAACGGAGACCAGUAUGUAGCUGACAUGUAUAAAAAGAGAAUAGUGAAAUAUGGAUUGGACGGUGGUUUCUUGGGUCAUCUACAGAAUAUUAUAGCUAGUUCUGUUAAUAUGGUGAACAAUAAUACCUUACUGAUAGGAAAUCAACUUAGUCAGGUUUCACUGUAUAGAUUACUCUAAGAUUUCUGAUGGGUGAGUAUAGCCUGGAUGAGAACUCGUUUUUUUAAAAUUAUAUAUUAAAAUGAUACUGUAAAUUGUUCAACAUAUUAAAAAUUAUAAAAGAUCAA